CGUGGAAGGCAGAGGCGUAAUCUUCAUCGCUCGUUGUGUGCCGAUAAAUCCUCUUCGCUGCCGUUCCGAUGCGACCCCGCUUAUCGUAUCUCAUCGCCAGCACCAGCGCCGUUGCUCCGUGGCAUUGUGUCUUCCUUCAACGCUACAAGCGCUGUGUUGUUGCAGGCUGGGAGAGAAGCAUAGUGAGUGAGGGACAAUAGCUUGACGCUGUGAAGAUGAAGGCGGUGGUGAUGGCCAAGGGGAUGGUCAUGGCGCACAGGCCGCUGCCCAUGCUCAAUUCUAUGUUUUCUCGCUCGUCGGUGUCGUUUGCCGAGAGCGUUUUCUUCCAGGGUUGCGUCGCGCCUCUCUCCACGUUGCGCGCUCGUGGAGUACGGAUCAGGUCGUAUCAGGGGUGCAGUAGUAGUGGCAAUGGUGGUGGUUCCUCGCCAUGGACGCGGAGAGCAUUCGUCGUGAGUGCUUCUUCCAGUACAGGUGACGAGAAGCAGCCCAGCGUUGGCUUUUUAGGACUGGGCAUUAUGGGAACUGCCAUGGCGAGGAACCUCAUUAUGGCAGGUGCAGAUCAUCUGUAUGUCACAGCUACCGACACUCUACGGUACGACGUCACUGUGUGGAACAGAUCCACCAGCAAGUGUGAUCCGCUUAUCAGUGAAGGGGCCAAGCGCGGAGAAUCACCUGAGCAGACAGCUGCAGCUUGUGAUGUUACUUUCGCUAUGUUGGCAGAUCCAGCUGGAGCAAUGGAAGUUGCAUGCGGUCCUCAGGGUGCUGUCAAGGGCUUGAGUGCUGGUAAAGGGUACGUGGAUGUGUCUACUGUCGAUGAUGAAACAUCGAAGGCAAUAGCCGAAGCUGUUCGGAAGACCGGGGCUGAGUUCCUUGAGGCUCCUGUUUCAGGUUCAAAGAAGCCGGCUGUAGAUGGCACUCUUAUUUUUCUUACAGCAGGAGACAAGCCUUUGUUUGAGAGAGCAUCUCCGAUGCUGGAUGUCAUGGGCAAGUCCAAAUUCUACCUCGGAGAAGUAGGCAAUGGUGCGGCUAUGAAGCUCGUGGUGAACAUGGUUAUGGGCAGUAUGAUGGCGUCUUUUUCAGAAGGCUUGCUAUUGGGAGCCAAAACUGGACUCGACCCCAAAACUAUUAUUGAGGUCAUAGGACAAGGUGCCAUUAGUGCGCCCAUGUUUGCGAUGAAAGGCCCAUCGAUGGUGGAGGGUCAAUAUCCAACAGCUUUCCCUCUUAAGCACCAACAAAAGGAUUUACGCCUCGCAGUAGAAUUGGCGGACAAGGUUGGCCAGCCCACACCCAUUGCGGCUGCUGUCAAUGACUUGUACGCACAAGCCAAAUCGAAUGGGCUCGGCGACGAAGAUUUCUCAGCCAUUAUUGAAGCGUUGAAAGUGAAUGUAAAUGCUUAGACUACUCUCCUGACAUUGGGAUCAGUGUAGCAUUGAAUUAGUUCAUCCAAUCUCUGAAUGCCGAAACCUUUUCUGCUCUGAAUAUCUUGAGGUACCAAUUUUGCAUUGAACACCAAAUACAUUUCUCUACACGACUUGUUAAUUUGCGUACGAUAACUAUCUGAAGUUUUGCAUG
Molecule: messenger RNA, 1572 nt
Organism: Physcomitrium patens
Lineage: Eukaryota; Viridiplantae; Streptophyta; Bryopsida; Funariales; Funariaceae
Product: glyoxylate/succinic semialdehyde reductase 2, chloroplastic
Cellular component (GO): chloroplast
Molecular function (GO): NADP binding; oxidoreductase activity; NAD binding
Source: RefSeq, a predicted model, not a curated record